Sturnus vulgaris (Common starling) is the source of this 4244-nucleotide messenger RNA. Lineage: Eukaryota; Metazoa; Chordata; Aves; Passeriformes; Sturnidae. The record is from RefSeq and is a predicted model, not a curated record.
UGCUUAGUUCUGUAGUCUGAGGUGUCUUCAGGUCAGGUCUCUGCUGCCAGGAGUAAAUUCAUUCGUGGAGGUGGCAGCUUGGUUCAAGGGUCCCUGCUGUUUGCAGCAGCCCUGGAUAAAUGGGCCUUACAGGGAUGAAACUGCCUGCACCGAGAACUGGAGCCCAAAACUUGGGUGUGAGUAGCAGGUCUAAAGGCCUGGAUCUUUAUAAUAUGGUAGAGGAAGGAUAUAAUCCUGGGAGAUCUGAAUUUGGGGAUUUAGUAUGGCCUGUCAGGAGCCAUGAAUAUCUGCUCCUCACUGGUGAAAACCAGUGGCAGUGUUAAAACCAAGAGAGGGAAGUGGUCCUCGGCUCUAUGUUACAUUUAAGCUUAAAAAAAUCGUCUUGAGGAAGAGACAUGCAAGCUGGGAUAGAGCCACAUGUUGCUGAUUAAGUAUGAGGAAGAACAAGCCACAGGUGGAGGAUUCUUACCAGUUUAUAGGCUGGGGAUGUGGGCUGGAACAAGGGAUGGCCCUGACAGUCAGAGACACCUUGUCAAGGUGCAAAGGACAGGAUGAACACCAGGCUCCAAAUGUUUUUCUUGAAAACAGGGAGCUCCUGUAGUUAUUGGAAGUAUUAAGGCACCCUCAGUAUGAUACAUUGUCUAUUCCCAUGCCAUUGUGGCUUUGGCCCUGAGCUGCUAGUUGAUGUUGAUUUUUCUCCACAAAAGGCCUGCAGAGUGCCUCCUGUGAAACUUGCUGCCCCAAAAAUGCCUUCAAAGCUGAGGCAAAAAAGAGCGAGGUGGGGUGUUACAGUGAUAACAGCAGCUCUGUUGCUCAGCAGCAUUUCCCUGCUCGUUGCAGACCCGAAUUACCUGAUGGCUAACGAGCGCAUGAACCUGAUGAACAUGGCCAAGCUGAGCAUCAAGGGGCUGAUCGAGUCUGCGCUCAACCUGGGCCGCACGCUGGACUCCGACUACGCCCCCCUGCAGCAGUUCUUCGUGGUGAUGGAGCACUGCCUCAAGCACGGCCUCAAAGGCAAAAAGACUUUUCUUGGGCAAAACAAGUCGUUUUGGGGACCUCUAGAAUUAGUAGAAAAACUUGUUCCUGAGGCUGCAGAGAUUACAGCAAGUGUUAAGGAUCUCCCAGGGCUGAAGACACCUGUGGGCAGAGGAAGAGCUUGGCUUCGCCUGGCUCUGAUGCAGAAGAAACUUUCAGAGUACAUGAAAGCCUUGAUUAACAGAAAGGAUCUUCUCAGUGAAUUUUAUGAGCCCAAUGCACUGAUGAUGGAAGAGGAAGGUGCCAUCAUUGCUGGCCUCCUCGUAGGCCUGAACGUCAUCGAUGCCAACUUCUGCAUGAAGGGAGAGGACCUGGACUCUCAGGUCGGAGUUAUUGAUUUCUCCAUGUAUUUGAAAGAUGGGAACAGCACGAAAGGCAGUGAAGGAGAUGGUCAGAUAACUGCUAUUUUGGACCAGAAGAAUUAUGUGGAAGAACUCAAUAGACAUCUAAGUGCUACAGUAAACAACCUGCAGGCCAAGGUGGAUGCCUUGGAGAAAUCCAACACAAAGCUGACUGAGGAGCUUGCAGUUGCCAACAACAGGAUCAUUACACUGCAGGAGGAGAUGGAGCGGGUCAAGGAAGAGAGCUCCUACAUCCUGGAGUCCAGUCGUAAGGCCACCAAGGACAGAACUGCUGACGGGCAGGCACUGACUGAGGCACGGAAGCAGCUCAAGGAGGAGACUCAGCUGCGCCUGGAUGUGGAGAAGGAGCUGGAGGCGCAGAUCGGGAUGCGGCAGGAGAUGGAGCUGGCCAUGAAGAUGCUGGAGAAGGAUGUCUGUGAAAAGCAGGAUGCACUGGUGGCACUCAGACAGCAGCUGGACGAUCUCAGGGCUCUAAAGCAUGAACUGUCUUUCAAGCUGCAGAGUUCAGACAUGGGAGCGAAACAGAAGAGUGAAUUAAACAGCCGCUUGGAAGAAAAAACAAAUCAGAUGGCUGCCACCAUCAAACAGCUGGAACAAAGAUUGCGACAGGCAGAGAAGGAGCGGCAGCUGGCCCAGCAGGACAACCGGCUCUUCAAGCAGGAGUUUGGGGACAAAAUCAACAGCCUCCAGCUGCAAGUGGAAGAGCUCUCCAGGCAGCGGAGCCACCUAGAACUGGAGCUAAGGCGGGAAAGAGACAGAUGGUCUCACAGUCACCAGCGCAGCCAAGAGAGCAAAAAAGGCCCAAAGAAUUGGCUCAGACAGGAUGGGAAGCUCAAAACGCAGGAAGAAAAUGCUAAAGUGAAGGAGCCACUGAGAGACAACAGUGUCGUGUCACACAGGUCAUCCAGCAACACGCAGGAAGAGCAGGAGCAGCUGUCAGGGCCUGGGCACGCCGAGGUCUGCCAGCUCUGCCAGGAGGAGGCCAGCCGGAGCCAAAGAAAGAACAUCUGCAAGAACUGUGGGGGCACCUUCUGUGAAGCCUGCUCGGUGCACGAGCUGCCCCUCCCGUCCAGCAUCAACCCCGAGCGUGUCUGCAACCCCUGCCACCAGCGGCUCAUCCAGCAGUAUUCCAGCAGCCCCUUGUAGGGAAGGGGUGCCCCAGAGGUGACCAAGAGCAAUUGUAGCUGAAGGUGUUUCUGGAGCUGUUCAGGGGGAAUGUGAAGAACUUGCCCGUGUGCUUUGGAGGUCGGAUGGGAAGCAGCUUCUCGGUGUUUAGAAUCUCCUGUUACUAAAACAACAGUCUGAGCCCUUCUCUGUACCCAAAUCAGGCUGUGCUGUGGACAAUUGCAUUGGGAAUGUCACAUGGAGCAGCCCCAAGGUGUGCCUGAGCAGUCUCAGGACUCUGGGAGUCCCUGCCCAAACCAGAGCUGUUGUCUGCAUGGAAGUUGGAAGUGUUCUCACCCUCACAUGUGUGGUGUGGGUGUGUGCUGCUGCUGCUGCUGAGCAAAGGCUCCCCACAACCCCACAGGAGCGCUGGUAUUCCUGAUGUCUGGCUGCACUUGAAAUCCCAUUUGCCCUUUUCCCUUUGCCCUGGAUAGGCUGGCUCAUCCUGGGAACCCCGGGCCAUGGUGUGAGCAGGGCAGCUGGGCCACCAGUGAGCACAUCCUCCCUGCAUUUCCUUGGCUCAGGGCUCUCACCAGGGGCUUAGUCUGCGUAGGGACACCCCAAACCAAGCUGUGAAUGUUCUGCUCCCCCUGUGUGCUUCAGGGGCUGGGCUCAAUCCCCAUCACACAGGGGUUUAGGGCCACUGGGGUCCACCUCUCCACCUUAGACACAUGGAAACAGUUACAGUAAACAAUAAACCUGGCAUUUCACUCCUUGUUAGAUCAAAACUAAAUGGGAACACUUUUCACCUGUUAGAAAUUUUAAUUGCACACACAAUUCAGAGAGGUUUCAUGGUUCCUGCCACAUCAUUCAUUGUUACUGUUCCCUCAAGGAAUUUUGUUAGUCCAGAAAGGGAUGGUGGCUUUCUCAUGUCACAGGACUGUUUACUCCUUUUCCUACGGGCAGUCUCUGAGACCCCAGAAUGUCCUGUAGUUCACGGAAAAGGGAUGCACUGGUGUGACAAAUGCACUGGGGUUUGUACUGAUGUUCUUAGGGAGUUGUGGUUAAUUCCUUGGAGGGGAUUUUCUAGUUAUUGGAUUGGCUGGAACCACAUGAAAAAGCCUCUUGGAGGUGAGGUACUGACAUGGUUGGUACUUCUUUGUACCAGGAAUCAUCUCUCCUAGAUCCAUUUGGGACUUGGCAUGUUCAGCCACCCAACUUGGACACUUCUCUGCUCUUUUGAGCCCCAGGGCAGCUUCCUGGCCCAUUUCCUUGCUGGUAUCCCCAAAAGUAUGGCAGGAGUUGUCAACAGUGUUGAAAUACCAAAAGCCUGGAAUUCAGGUGAAUUCCUGAGCUCUCUGAAGGGGUGAGACACUGGAGGUGGAUGGAGAAAACACUGAAUGUAGUGUCAGUAGUUUUGGGUACGUAAUGUACACAUCCAACAGUGUGAACUCCUGAGGAGAAAGUAAGACCCAGGUAAUGCAAGGGAGCAUUAAACUGGAAAUGGAGGAAUAAACUCCAUGGAGCAGGGAGGUGGCUGAGCCUCUCCAGAGCACAGCACUGGUGGCUGCCAUGGGACUGGCCUGUGGGAAGGUGGGAGUGGGACCGUGCUGGCUGCCAGCUCCCUUUGUGCUCAGGUACUCUGUGUGAUGCCAGGGUGGGCUCACACCUGGACCUUGGGAAUGGGGGGGCAGGUUUUCUGAUGGUAAUUUCGUUUCACACAAUAAAAAACAACUUGAUCAU